AUGGGGGGAAAUCCCACAAAGGAAGCUUCUGCGAAUAAGGAGGGGAAGAAGGUUGAAGGGAGCGGAGGGGAGUGGGAAACAGAAGAUACACUGAGUAGGGUUAUGCGUUCCCCACGACGGACGUGGUCAAUGCGUAUUUCAAAUAUGUACUAAUAAAAACGAGUAAGAAAAAAGUAUGUUUAAUCACACACACAUUUGUGUGACAAGAGAGAAGCCAUCUGUUGUCUCCUUUAUUAUGCAGGAAGUCUUCGCUAUCUGAAAUAUUUAUAGAGAAGUAAAGAAGGUAAAGUUCACAAAAGGCCUCUGUAAGAGGACAAGUAUUCAAGACUUUCAGUAUCUCCCAGGUUAGGGAAAGUUCACGCCUGUGCCAAGUGGACUAGGUUCCCAUUGCAAAGGCCUUGAGAUGCGCAGCCAUGUUGGGACAGGAGAGAACCCUCGGGGUGCCGUCACUCAGGGCAUGUUGCUCCCUUUGACCACAUUGUAUAGGUGCUAUUGGCAGACACAGUGCUGGGGUGGUAUCCUUGUUCCUGGCUAGAUACACACCACAGCACCUCGCCCUCUUGGACAUAAAAAUUGACCCCUGAAGAUUCCUCCCACACCUGCACUAACCUCAGUGGAAUUUAUAUUUAUAAGGACACAGAAGAGCUCAGCUACCAACAACUCCAAGUGUGUGAUACAGUGUCGUCCUCUGUACACUGGAGCUUCCUAGUGGUUAUGCAAAUUCCCUGGACAGAAGGUUCACCUGCUUCUGACCACUGGUCCCCAGGCACCUGAACUGGGACCACAUUACCUUUUCCAUCACCCUUGGCUUGGUUUCUGCCUAAGGAUCCUCCACCCUAGGCUGGACUGUGGCUUCCGAAGAUGGGAUGCAGCCUUUGUGCUGUAUCUCACCUUAUUGUGUUGCUUCCUUCAGAUCUCACAGAGUAGAUGUGCAGAUUGCAGCGGAUGUGGCUACCCACGGGUCCCACAACAGCUCGCCUGGAAGGUCAAGCAGGAAACCCAGACAGGAACUCAGAGAUGUGGGGGAGAUAGAAGGGCAGGGCCUGGCCUUGUUCUAGAGCAGUGCCCCUUCUUGUUUAGCAGCUGGUGUUGGCCGCCAGGGGCCCAGCCUGCCCAUCCCCUGAUGUCCCCAGUGCAAAGGUGUGAGACGCCCGCUGAGCACUGUGGAGACCUGGGCUGAGGCAGCGCCAUGCCCCCUGGCCUCGCUCUGCUGCUGGGACUUGGUGAGCGCUGUAGGGAAGGGAGGUGGGGGGCGGGAGGGGAAGAGCUCAGAGAUGGCCGAGUCCAUCACCCAGGCUCCUCACAGCGCUCUUCCUCCGUGAGCUCCUGGCCGGGGUUAUUUGAGGCCUUUGGCUCCCCGACCCCAGGUCUGUGUCCUGAGCCCAGGGGCGGGGUCACCGGGUCCCAGGCAGGCGCCUCUCACCAGCUCUCUGUUUCAGUGUCUGCUCUGGAGCAGAGGAUCUGGGCCGGCAGUGGUGAGUUUCCCUGCCUUCAGGGCUGGGAGCUGGGAGUGAGGCUGGGCGGAGGGUGGGCGGAGCCUGAGGGUGUUGGGCUGAGGCAGGAGGAGCCCUCCCUGUGCUGCCAUCCACACUCUUCCCUGAGGAGUCACCAUCAGGGCCUGUGGCAAACACGUGAGAUGCACUGGGACGUGCACAGGCCUGGGGACCUCGCACAGGACGCUGUUCCCUGAGGACAGAGUGGCCACGGUUCCAAUGAGGCUGUCUUGGGGAUGCUUUCAACUCUCUUAUCCCCGAGAAGUCAUCUCAGGUCAAGGCUCCCUCAUUUAGGACACAGAUUGAAGUACUACGCAGCGCCCCAUGUGUGUCUGCUCUGUGACCCUCUCUGCAAGGUACCUUUGCCUUCGCCACCCAGUGUGUGCUCGCAAUAGCAGAACAUCAGGGUGUUUCUCAGUGGGCACAGAGAGCAGAGAGCAGAAGUCGUGAGGCCCUCGCUGCUGUAAGGGUGGGCACACAGAGGCUAGUGCUGCUGGGCAGUGCUCAUGUCGCUGUGUUUCCACAGAGUCAGCACUGUGAUACUCAUUCUCUCUCUUUGCUUCCCCAGGAGGAAAGGUCAUUCCCACUCAGUGCAGAUGUAUCGGUCCUGCCUGUGACCCCAGCAUUUCUAUGUGUGCCGGGGACACCCAGACUCCCUUGCCCUCUGAAAGAAAUGAGAAGGAACACGUUGGUCAUGUACACAGUGCUGUGUACGGAGGAGCUGGAUGCUGAGGAGAAGUGCGAGGGAGGAAGGGCGGGGAGUUGCCACGGGGACACUUGCAGGCAUCAUUGGCAGGAGGAAGGUUGCAGGUUGUGGGAGGGGUUUCCUGGUGCUGUGGUGAGAGACGUCCAGGGGGCAGGGUGGAGCCAUCGUGGGACACUGUGCUGUUGGGGAGAGUCCUGGGGUGCUGGCCUGGCCUUGGCCUUGGCCAGAGUGUGUGUAGCAAUGGGGCUGUGUGAGGAUGAGGUCCGGAGCACAGUCAGCACCUGCAGAGCCGUGUGGCCAGCAUCAGUGCUCAGGGGUCUCUGUGAGUGACAGCAGAGCCACCGUAGGCUGAUAACAGAGGACAGAGGUGAUGGACAUAUUUAAAUAGGAUCCCAGGCUCCAGGGUGAGGAUGGGGCAGGGCAGGGCCUGGGGCUGAUGUGGAAGAAGAUAGAGGAAGGCACCACACAACGGUUCAAGGAGACAUAACAUCCACUGGGCCCAGGCCCAUCGGGGCAGCAGAGUAAUGGGACAGGGGAUCCACAGGAUUCCUUCCCAGGCUGGGGCGAGGGGUAAGAGGCAGCAGCGCAGGGCUAAGGAAGGACAAUAAGCAGUACGUGGACCAGGCCGGGGCAGUGGGUGAGGUCUUCGUGAGUGUGCAGGAGCCGAAGUUCGUGUGUAGUUACUCAGGAGAGGGUAGGAGGAGACUGAACUGCUCUGGAGAUCAGGUGUGUGUGUGUGUGUGUGAGAGAGAGAGAGACAGACAGACAGACAGACAGAGAUGAAUAUACACUCACACAGGGAUGGGUACAGGGAUACUAGAUGUAGGGGGAGACCCCUGAGAGGUGGUGGGUAGAAUCCCGGAUAUCUCAGUGGAUAGCGAGGUGAGAAAUGAUAGAUAGUUGUGUGCUGGAGAUGAAACUAUACACACAGUCUGCCAAAAAUGUGUACACACUGAGGGAAGAGAAACGUGUAAAUAAUUUACUACUAAAUUUAUUGAGCCAUCAUGAGAUUAAUACAAGUUCCUCUGGCCUUACAAAAUUCCGAGAGGUGCUCACGGUGCAGGCCUUUCACUUCCAGACAUUUAUUAGCACAGUGAACUGCUGAAGUGUGAACUUUCCCCAGACCCUGUACGUAUGAGAAACAUACUGAAGAAGGACCCAGCUACACUCCCAGCACACGUGUGUGGAGAAGGCGGGAAUCAGCCGGGGAGCAGACUCUGCUCUCCAGGGAGAUGAGCACUGGGCUCCGGGAAGCCAGGGCAAGGGCUGCUGUCGCAGGCGGGUGGUGUCACAGGCUGAAGAUACACGCAGACCUCACUAGGACUCCCUUCAGGCAUGAACCACCUGGAGAAAUGUGGUAUGACGGAGACGCACAGGGAGCCCCAGAUGUGGAGGAAUUCUUCCUGCGGACAGUGACACACACCGAUGCAGGGAUUUACUAUUGUGAUUACUGGAAGCGAGGAGUCUGGUCAGAGCGGAGUGAGUCACUGGAGCUGGUGGUGACAGGGGUCAUCAAGGACAAGCCAUCCCUGACUGCUCACCCAGCUGCCCAGGUGGCCUCAGGGGGAACCGUGACUCUCCAGUGUCAGUCACUCUACUCCUAUGACACCUACGUCCUGUGCAGGGGAGGAGGAGCUUCCUUCCCCCAGGACUGUUCUCGUCAGCACCACAGCUCCUUCCUCAUCGCCCCCGUGAGCCUGGACCAGGCCGGGACCUACACCUGCUAUGGCUCCCAUAACUGCAGCCCCCAGCAAUGGUCCCUGCCCAGCGACCCCCUCCAGCUCUCUGUCACACGUCCGGCUGUUCCCAUUGUGAUUUCGGCCUCAGCUGCUGCCGCCGCCUUCCUUCUCCUUGUCCUGCUCCUCUUCCUCCUCCUCCUCUGCCUAUGCAGGCGUCGGGCCAAGCACAGGGCUGCUUGUGAUGGGACCAAAGGCCACACGAGGCACAGCAGCUCCAGCCCACCCGUGCAGAUCCAGGGAGAAGACACAGGUGAUGGCUUGCAGGACGCUGAGCCUGAGGCGGACAGACAGUGGGACACACAGGUGAGCCCUUCCCUCCGCCUCCUCCCUUUGCAGCCACACCCAGGCAUUGCUGCACACCUUGUCUCUGGACGCCAGGUCCCUGCGGCGGCGGCGGACCCACAGGAGGUGACCUACGCCCAGCUGCACCCAACGAGGCUCAGGGCAGGUGUGGACCCGCUUCCGCCCCGGGACCCUGAGCCUCCAUCCACACAGCCCUGUGUGUACGCCACCCUCACCUUGUCCUGAGAGCGCAGCUGGAGCGGCUGGCGUGGACGGUGCGCCUCAGCCCGGCUCCGCAGAGCGUGCCGCCCACGCCCCGCAAGCCCAACGCUCAGGCUAGAGGCCCUCAAAACCUCAGGAGAGAAGCGCUGUCAGCUGUGAGGAAAUUCUGGGGCUCCUCGCCCUUCUCGGGGCAGAUUCCAGACUCACCGCACGUUCACUCCCUGGCUGCGCAUCCACCGCGAGCUGACGGAUGCCGACUCUCUCCUCCGACCUGUGGGGGUGGUGUGCAGAUUAGCAGGACCUGGGAACCUACCCUUUGCCGCGGGAGGCGAGCCUCGCGAUCCAGGCCUCAGAGCGCGAAGCGGGGGCGCCUGCCGGAGCACGUGCAAAGACUCUGGGUUUCUGACCGGCAUCGCCAUUGGGGUGUGGGUAAGGGGACCCCCGGGCGCCAAGCGGAAGUCAAGAAGCUCGCGGCCUUCGCCCCGCGGCUCGGGACUGCGGCGGUGCUGCGGUAGCACGGGAGCGUGGGCGUCCGCGAGGAAGAAGCGUCCGCUUGUUCGGGGAAUUCCGAGAGGAGAGCCGGGCGGUCGCACGGUAGCUCCGUUUGUAAUUUCUGCAGGGACCUUCAUCCUGUCUUCCAUACCGGCCUCGGCGGGGAAGGGCUCCCUUGUCUCCACCCCGCACCGACCCCUGUUUUUCCCCUCUGUGGGUACCGACAUCCUGAUGGGCGUGGGCGACACUGCCUGGUGGUUUGCUUUUAUUUUCAUCCGAUGGUUAGUGCUGUCCCGCACCUUUUCCUGUACCUGGUGGCCAGUUCUAGGCCUUGUUUGAAAAACUAAAUAAAAUUCAGGUCUUUUGCCCGUUUUGAAA
Chinchilla lanigera (long-tailed chinchilla) is the source of this 5312-nucleotide messenger RNA. Its product is annotated as leukocyte immunoglobulin-like receptor subfamily B member 5. The coding region runs from base 3432 to 4466 and encodes 344 amino acids. NCBI's taxonomy places the organism in Eukaryota, Metazoa, Chordata, Mammalia, Rodentia, Chinchillidae. The transcript has 7 exons. The record is from RefSeq and is a predicted model, not a curated record.